Messenger RNA from Striga asiatica, 612 nucleotides. NCBI's taxonomy places the organism in Eukaryota, Viridiplantae, Streptophyta, Magnoliopsida, Lamiales, Orobanchaceae. The record is from the annotation of a GenBank genome assembly.
CUGUCGGAACCGACGACUCGGCUCACCGUGAAGGCCUGGCCUCUUUCAGCCGCAGAAAAAGGGGUCUGCUCUCAGACGGUGAACUCCCAGGCUCGGGUCUGCCGCCGCCGAAAACUCGGGCUCCUCGGUCGUCGGUGGCUCGCUUCUGGUCACGGACUCCGGAUCUCGGUCAGGGUUCUUCUUGGCUACGGGAUGGCCUCGCCAAAUUGCCGGAAUCUGCUGCCCAAUUUCGGCUUUGCGUCGCAGCAGUCGGCCGCGAAUAAGGCUCGUCUGGGGAUCGAGGUACGUCCCCGAACAGUCUCCAAAUGGAGCCCUCGACUCUGCCCAGUUGAGUGCUUCCGCCGGAAACGAUUGUUUUCAGUCGCGAUUAGAGGGCCUACUCUCACGUUCGAGGCUCGGUCUGUUGCUCUCACCGGGAAAUCUGGUGGCUCGCGUUUCGAUAACGAACGGCCUCGUGGUUGUUCCUCUGCCAAGUCGCCCGUCAGCCUCGCAAGAAAUCGCCUCUCCGUGAAUGGCUCGGUCCUCAGAAGUUGGUUCCCGCCGCGGCUACCUUCCCCUGUCGCGUGUUCAUCUCGCCGUUGGGUGUCUGGACUUAUCGUGACUGGAGAUUAG